AUGGACUCUGGCUGUAUCAGGAGUGCUUUCUUGCUCAUGGCUGCGUCCCACACCCUUGGCCCAGUGCCUGGCACACAGCAGGCACUUGACAGUAGGAAGCCGCCCCAUGCCCAGGGUGGCCCCAGGGUGCUGUCAGGUUGGGAGCGGGCUGAGCCCUUGGCUGGGUCCUGGCUUCUGCUCAGAACACCACUGGCUUUCUCUUGUCUCCGAAUUCUCUCACCCUUUCAGACUGGCUUGGGGACACGCCUCUUCCCCGCCUUCAGGAUCACUUUGCCAGGCACAAUUUAUGUGUUUAAGAAGCAGACACAUUUGUUGAAUAAAAGAAUGAAGCAAUGAAUGAGGCAUGGGGACAACCAAGCUGGCUGGCACAGGCAUCGAUACAUGUGGUGGCUCCUGGAGGCAGGCAGGGCAAGGGCAGCUGCAGGGCACUUACCCAGGCCUUGCCCUCCAUCUUCCCAAGGCCUGUCAGGGCUCCUCCAGUGGGUGCCCAAGGGUCCCUCCUUCCCCUGGGCCUCUGGCCACCUUGAUCCCCAGCCUACCUGCUGAUCACCCUUGUACUCGCCGAAGUGGAAGACUCGGGCUUUGAGCUCUAGCUCAGCUGCUGUGUCCUCCUCCUUGGUGAUGGACAUCAUCAUCGUGCUGACCCACUGCUUCAGCUGGUUGACCUCCCUGUCCCUGGAGGAGGGAGAAACCGGCAGGGCAUCAGUCACUCAGCGCAGCCCUGGGCACAUCGCUUCUCUGAGCCUGACCGUCUGUAC
Mandrillus leucophaeus (drill) is the source of this 758-nucleotide messenger RNA. RefSeq lists its product as uncharacterized. The record is from RefSeq and is a predicted model, not a curated record. Lineage: Eukaryota; Metazoa; Chordata; Mammalia; Primates; Cercopithecidae.